Drosophila hydei is the source of this 1937-nucleotide messenger RNA. RefSeq names its product probable tubulin beta chain CG32396 (gene betaTub65B). The record is from RefSeq and is a predicted model, not a curated record. The coding region runs from base 288 to 1655 and encodes 455 amino acids. The transcript has 2 exons. Gene Ontology annotation, molecular function: structural constituent of cytoskeleton; GTP binding; GTPase activity. Gene Ontology annotation, biological process: mitotic cell cycle; microtubule cytoskeleton organization. Lineage: Eukaryota; Metazoa; Arthropoda; Insecta; Diptera; Drosophilidae. Gene Ontology annotation, cellular component: cytoplasm; microtubule.
CGUAGUUGGCCUCAAUCUUAAGUAGUCGGGUUUGUGUUUUUUCUUCGCUUGAAAUUUGUUGUUUUACCUUUUUCGAAGAUCUGAGAGACUGUGGAAAGCACCGCGAAGCAGCCACAGCAUGCAGAUGACAGAGUUAAAUUAGGCACUAAACAAAUCUACAAGUACUUUCGGCCAAAUCGAAUACAAAAUUGAAUCUAGGCAAGGCUAGGGCUAGCAGGAGCUCGAGAGGUCAGAGUGCAGAGGGCAAAGGGCAAAGGGCAGAAGGGCAGAAGGCAGAGGGCAGAGGGAUGCGCGAGAUUGUGACGCUGCAGAUUGGGGGCGCUGGCAAUGCCAUUGGCGAUGCGUUCUGGCAUGUGAUCUCGCAUGAGCACGGCGUGGACUAUGCGUCGGGUCGCUUUGGCGGCACCAGCCAACUGCAACUGGAACGGAUCAAUGUGUUCUUCAAUGCGACAGCCAGCAAGCGCUUCUAUGCCCGAUCCAUUCUCAUUGACACGGAAGCGAGCACCGUGCAGCGCUUGAGUGCCAGCAGCCAGCUGUACAGACCCGAGAACUUCGUUGCUGGCAACGAGAGUGCUGGUAACAACUUCGCACGUGGCUAUCAUACGGACGGGGCAGCGAUUCUCGAUCAGGUACUGGACAACACGCGACGCGAGGUGGAGUCCGUUGACUCCCUGCAGGGCUUCCAGCUACUCCACUCGAUCGGCGGCGGCACCGGCUCGGGUCUGACGUCCCUGAUAAUGGAGGCACUGGUUGAACAGUAUCCGGACAACUUGCUUUGCAACUAUGUGACCAUACCCUCGCCGAAUAUGUCCCAGGUGGUUGUCGAGCCGUACAACGCACUGCUCAGCAUACCGGCGCUGGUUAACAACUCGCACUUGACCUUCUGCUUGGACAACGAGGCGCUCUUUCAGAUCUGCAAUCGAAAUUUGAAGAUCGAGAUGUCGGGCCACGAGCAUAUCAACCAUAUUGUGGCCCUCACCAUGUCGGGCAUAACCACCUGUUUGCGUUUUCCCGGCCAGCUAAAUGCUGGACUGCGCAAGAUCUACGUGAACAUGGUGCCAUUUCCGCGUCUACACUUCCUCAUACCGGGCUUCGCUCCGCUGGUCACCUGCAAGCAGCAGCAGUUCAGCAAGGGCACCGUCUCCGAGCUGGUGCAGCAGAUCUUCUCCAGCAACAAUCUGCUGUGCGCCGUCGACCUGCGCAAGGGCAAGCUGCUGACGGCCGCUGGCAUCUUCCGCGGGCGCAUGUCGCCGCGCGAGGUCGACCAGCUGAUGACCGGCGUCCGCAACAAGAACCUCAAUAACUUUGUGGAUUGGAUACCGAAUAACAUCAAGACGGCCAUCUGCGACAUACCGCCGCGUGGCCUGAAGAUGUCAGCCACGUUCAUCGGCAAUACGACGGCGAUACAAACGCUAUUCCAGCGUCUGCUCGAUGGCUCCAUCUCGAUGCUGCGCCGCAAGGCUCAUUUGCAUUGGUAUACCGGCGAGGGCAUGGAGGAGCGCGAGUUCACCGAUGCCCAAGAGGAGCUUCAGAACAUUAUUGAAGAUUACCGCGGCAGCGGUGGCGAAGGCGGCGCCGCCGAUGGCAAUGACGAAGAUAGCGGCGAUGAGGGCGCGACUACCAAUGGACCCCAAUGCACCUACUGUGCGGAUUGAGCUACCGAUUGUUAUUAUUGUGUACGACUUCGCAGUGCUUGGGUCGAAUCUUGGAAAUUGGCAAUUGGCUAUUGGCCGUUGGCUAUUGGCUAUUCAACUCGAAAUGAUGCACUGCAUCCUAUUUAUAGCUGGCCAAAGUUCGAUGCGUUUAGAGUUCAGCGCACCAGCCAUGUGCAGAUGUGUAUUAUAUAUAAUAUGUUAUAUAUUUAUAUAUUGAUGUGUCCACAUGCCGGCUAAUGGGCAAAGGUGCAGCAAAUUGUACGACUCUCUAUUAAUAAAAUG